Molecule: messenger RNA, 1603 nt
Organism: Pocillopora verrucosa
Lineage: Eukaryota; Metazoa; Cnidaria; Anthozoa; Scleractinia; Pocilloporidae
Product: transmembrane protein 184C
Biological process (GO): transport
Cellular component (GO): membrane
Molecular function (GO): transporter activity
Source: RefSeq, a predicted model, not a curated record
UAACACGAACCUCAACGAAUAAACAAGCUCCGACAACAAUAUUAUUUUGAUUGGGAAAUUGGCGACUGGAACGUUUCGAAGUGAAAGUAACAAGAGGAAACGAACGAUUUGUGGCUUGAUUUUCCUUCCAACUCUAUGAUUUAAGGAACAAUUAUUCCGCGCGUUGACUUAUUACGCGCAUUGAUUUUGCGUGGCAUAAGUACUUUGCUUUCAAUGUGUGUUGGAACUGGAAAUGUCCGCAGCUGGUUACGACCAGUCGUCAUUUCUUUGUAUUUUGUGGUUCUAUGUGUUGCACUUCCCCUCACUGUUUGGGAAUUGCACAGAUUCAGAGCUGAAACUCACGUGCAAGCCUGGUUUAUCGCAGGAUGUUUUGUUUUUUUGACAAUUCCCAUCUCCCUCUGGGGAAUUGUCCAGCAUAUGGUAAAUUAUACCAAACCAGAGUUACAGAGACGAAUUGUAAGAAUUAUUUGGAUGGUUCCAAUUUAUGCAACAGAUAGUUGGCUAGCUCUUCGUUUUCCAAAGGCAGCUAUAUACCUGGAUUCCCUGCGAGAAUGCUAUGAAGCUUACGUGAUAUACAAUUUUAUGACAUUCUUGUUGGCAUACCUCAACACUGAGUAUGACUUUGAAGAGAGACUAUCCCGCAAACCUCAAGUAGAUCAUUUUUUUCCAUGCUGUAUCUUGCCACCAUGGAAGAUGGGCAGGACAUUGAUUAAUAGGUGUAAACAAGGUGCCUUAUCUUACACAGUUAUUAGAAUCCUGACAACUGCGAUUGCUUUCUGUACAGAAUUAGCUGACAAAUACCAUGAAGGAGAUCUGAGCUUCAAAUCUGCAUGGAGUUAUAUUGUGGUGAUAAACAACUGUUCACAAGUGUGGGCGAUGUAUUGUUUGGUGUUGUUCUACAAAGCAGCUCAUGAUGAGCUGAAGCCUAUAAAACCCUUUGGAAAAUUUUUGUGUAUAAAACUUGUGGUUUUUGCAUCUUUCUGGCAGGGUGUCUUAAUCGCUGUUUUGGUUAAGGUUGGGGUGAUAUCAGAGAAACACACUUGGGUCUUUUACACAGUGGAGGAUGUUGCCAGUGGCAUUCAGGAUUUUAUAAUUUGCGUUGAGAUGUUUAUAUUUGCCAUCGCACAUUAUUACACCUUCUCUCACAAACCGUACGUGGAUCCAAAUUCACCCCCUCCCCCGUGCUGUUCGUCGUUUGUCUCUAUGUGGGACGUGACAGACGUUCGUGACGACCUCGUGCUGCAAGUGCAGAGCGUGGAGAGCACCGUGAGAGGUGCAGUCGACGUCGUGCGGAACAAACGCGGUCAAAACGCAACGAAGGGAAAGGGUAACAGUACCGAGGCAACGCCCUUGUUGACAAGACAGACCUCUGUGGAUUCAUCGUCUGAUGAAGCGCCCGUCAUUCCUUGAAAACUGCACGUUUCGAACGCUCGAUCAUGACAAUUAAAGGAACUUAAUGUGUCAAGACUAACAAUGCGUCUCUCAGGUCGCGUUUAUACUAAUUUAAACGAAUUCGAAAAGGGACAAAAAAAAGCUAGAUUUAUUGAUAUUUUCUGUUUUCACUUUUAAUUUUAAUAAUGGAAUUAAAUUAUUGAAUAAUUAA